Molecule: messenger RNA, 639 nt
Organism: Dryobates pubescens (Downy woodpecker)
Lineage: Eukaryota; Metazoa; Chordata; Aves; Piciformes; Picidae
Gene: COMMD8
Product: COMM domain containing 8
Exons: 5
Coding region: 42-572 (176 amino acids)
Source: RefSeq, a predicted model, not a curated record
GUGCACGGCGCGGUGGGGGCGGGGCCGGGCCGGGCCGGGCGAUGCUGCAGCUGCUGGAGAAGCUGCCUCCGGGCCGGGCCCCUGAAUUCCUUCAUAAAAUAAUCGAUGGCAUCUGUGGCCGUGCCUACCCUCGGUACCAGCACUACAGCAGCGUUUGGAGCCUGCCGGAGUGGAUGGAUGUUUUAGAGGAAACAAGGACCUACUUCAAAACUGCAGUGGGCAAAAACAUAUCUGAUGAAGAGGCUGCUCAGCUGAUAAAGGAGCUGAAUUCAGACUGCCAAGAAGCAAUCACUAAAUGUCUGAAAGGCAGAAAGGAAGAAAUCAGGAACGCACUGGUGGAAAGAGUGAAUGCAAUCUCAUCUGCUCAGCUGCAGGACUUUGACUGGCAGUUAAAGCUUGCUCUCUCCAGUGACAAGAUCUCCAUGCUGCAAAUGCCACUUCUCAAUCUCGACUUGGAUGUGAGAGAAAAUGGGGAAAUCAAACCAAUUUCCAUUGAGAUGAAUAAAGAAGAGCUGCAGAACCUCAUCAAUGCCCUGGAAGCCGCCAAUAAGGUUGUUUUGCAACUGAAGUGAUGGAAUUCAGGUGAUGGACAGGAAAUGCUGGUGAUGACUCCCCAGCUGGCUUGAACAGAAAACAGCC